AUGGCGGCAGCAUAUGCCCAAAACGGGCAUCUGCAGGAGGCGGCAAUGCUGCUCGACCGCAUUCCGGAACGCAAUGCCCCCGCGAUGACGGUCAUGAUCACGCUCUACUCCCAAAUCGGACGGCUGGAAGAGGCGCGGCGGCUGUUCUGGAGUAUGCCGUCCAAGGACCCCGUGGCCUGGAACGCGAUGCUCCAAGCAAAUGCCGUGAAUGGAGAGAUCCAAGAAGCCUGGAAGAUCUUCGACGAGAUGGCUGCCAGGAACGUGAUCACUUGGACGACGAUGAUCUCGGCAAUUGCCGCGGAUGGAGAUUCCCUGCGAGCCCGGGCCGUGUUUGAUCGCAUGGCACAGCACAACACCACCUCCUGGAACGCGAUGAUCUCGGGCUAUGUCGAAUCUGGGGAGCUCCAGCCAGCUGUCGAUCUCUUCCAACAAAUUCCCGAGCGAGAUCUCGUGUCUUGGAACGCCAUGCUCGCAGGAUUGGCACAGGCGGGCGACGUCUCCCACUGCCAAGCUCUGUUCUUCACCGAAAUGCCCGAGAGGAACAUUGUGUCUUGGAACACGAUGCUCGCUGCCACGGUGGGGGAUUCUUCCAGAUCGAACGAGCUCUUCUCGAGGAUGCCGGUGUGGAACCAGAUCUCCUUCAACUCGAUGGUCAAAGCGUUUGGGUCUGGAAAUCUGGAACAAGCGAAGCUCUUCUUCGAUCUACUCCCACACCGCGACGAAAUCUCGAGAAAUACCUUGAUUGCUGCCUAUGUCCAAGCCGGCCUCUACGCCGAGGCCAAAGAUCUGUUCGAUGCCAUGGAUCGCAAGAACGUCGUCUCCUGGAACAGCAUGAUCACAGCGGCGGAAGGAACAAGCUUUGCGGCCGAUGCUUUCGCUCGAAUGCCCGGAAGAAAUCUGGUGUCUUGGAACUCGAUGAUCCAGGCAUUUGCCAGCGGUGGCCAUGCCGAGAAGGCAACAGCGAUCCUGGAUGAAAUGCCGGAGCAAAAUCUCAUCUCCUGGAACUCGGCCAUCGCGGCAUUCAAGGACAGCGGCCUAGUGACCGAAGCAAGGGCGCUGUUCGACAGAUUGCCGCGCAAGAACGAAGUGACAUGGAGCGCGAUGAUCAGCGCCUACGCCAUGAAUGGAUUUCUGGAAGAAGCAUCCGGCCUGUGCUCCUUGGUGCCGAUGAAAGAAGCAUCCUCCCUCACGGCGCUCAUCCAGGGGUAUGCGCUCCACAACCGCCUCAAAGAAGCCACAGAAGUCUUCCAGCGAUUCCCCUUGCUCCAAGACGACCUCAUCGCCGUGACCUCGAUGAUCCGCGCGUAUGGCGCCGCGGGAUUUCCAGACGAAUCCAAGGCCCUGUUCGAUCGAUUGCGGCAGCGCGACCUCUUGUGCUGGAUCACCAUGCUCGGCGCCCUCGCCCAGGGCGAGUGCAUGGAUAGGGCAGAAGCCCUGUUCCACAAAAUGCCCGGCCACGAUGCGGCCACGUGGACGGCCAUGAUCACGGCUUACACGCAGGCGGGCAAUUUCAAACAGGCCAAGCUCUUCUUUGACACCACCAAGGAGGUCAGUGUUGUGUCGCUCAACGCAAUGCUCGCGGCCUAUUGCCAGCAAGGGAAUCUAAAAUAUGCCACUGCCUUGUUCGAGAAGAUGCCCUCCCAGAACGAAGCCUCUAGAGCGAUUGCAAUCGCGGCGUAUUCCCGGCUAGGGCAGCUGGGCGACGCGAAGCGCGUCUUCGAUUCGAUCGAAUCCCUGUCGGCGCCGGGUUUGAAUUCGAUGAUCGGAGGCUACGCGCACGGCGGCUACCUCAACGAGGCGCGAAUUGUGUUCCAGAGCUCCGCUGCAAGGGAUUCCUCGCCUUGGAGCACGAUGAUCGCGGCGCUGGGGAAGAAGGGGCUCUUCGACGAUGCGGUGGAUCUCUUCCGGGAGAUGCAGCAGCAGGGCGUCAAGGCGGGGGAGAUCACUUUCGGGGCCUUGAUCGCGAGCAGUAGCCACGGCGGGCGGCUGGAGGAGGGAUGCGAGCAUUUCCAGUCCAUGGCGGCGGAUUACGGCAUCGAUCCGGGAAGGGAUCACUACGAGUGCAUCGUCGAUCUGCUGGCGCGGUCUGGGAGGCUGGAGGAGGCCGAAGAGUUAGCGAGAUCCAUCCCCGAUUCAUCGGCGUGGAUGAAGAUCCUUGGCGCAUGCUGGCUCCAAAACGAUCGCGCUAGAUCCGCGAGAGCUGCCGAGUUUGCGCUUGACGCCAGGAAAUCCGGUCCCUAUAUCCUGCUCGCCAACAUUUGUUCUAGCGCAAUUUUCAGUAAUUAUAAGUGA
This is a messenger RNA of Selaginella moellendorffii, 2292 nucleotides long. RefSeq names its product pentatricopeptide repeat-containing protein At4g02750. Gene Ontology annotation, molecular function: protein binding. Bases 1 to 2292 code for a protein of 763 amino acids. The record is from RefSeq and is a predicted model, not a curated record. Lineage: Eukaryota; Viridiplantae; Streptophyta; Lycopodiopsida; Selaginellales; Selaginellaceae. The transcript has a single exon.